AUGCUGAAGGCUGUUAAAGGAACCCCUUGGCAGCCGAAUCCCGAGCAAAGUCCGGACGUGGAUGCGGACCGACUACCAGAGCCUAUCGCGAUCGAGCCUGUGGUUGCGCCAGCAGAGCUGCCACCACAGCCGGGACAAACCGAGCGGUUGCCUACGUAUCGGAGAAUGUACAUCCGGCAAAGCGACCUGGAGAGGUUUGGUUGUACCGGGGGCUGUGAAGCCUGCGGUGCCAUUCGCGAAGGCAGAGAACGCCAAGGCAUCAAUCACAACGAGAAGUGUAGAGCUCGGAUCCAAGAGGCGCUGAAGGAAACCUCUCAGGGCCAAGCCCGCCUGGAGCGAGAGAUUCAGCGCGAGACCGAGUACUUCACGAAGGUCCACGAGGCAGAGGAGAAAAAGAGGAAAGCUGCAACAGAGAAAGAAGAAAGAUCGGAGCCAGGAGGCGCAGAGGCGAGCGAGCCCAGCCAACCUAGCAGGCUACCGAGCCAAGCAGCUAAGACAGUGGAGAAGAGAAAACCGUCAAAGGCAGAGCCUGCUUCCGCGGCCAGGGAAAGCAAGAAGCCAGCAGUUACCGUUUCGGAAGCUGCUUCGGCGAGCAAGCGGAAGAGCGAGGACCAAGGUGACCAAGAGCUGUCCGAACCUAGGCCUGCAGAGGACCGAGCAGAAGCUGCUAAGCGCAAGGCUGCAGAUACCGAGGGUAUGAUCGAAACGCUUAUCGCUGGAGAGCGGAAGGAGUUGAGCAGCCCCACUUGCGACUUGGUGGAUGGUUUAGCAGAAGAGAUCCUUGCGGAAACCUUCUAUGAUGACCUCACCGGGAAGGAGCUUCCAGCUGAAGGGGUCAAAGCGGCCCGGGCUGAGGAAGUGAGCGUCAUAAAGCAGAUGGGGGUAUGGGAAGUCAUACCACGUCCUGCAAAUGAGAAGGUGAUCGGCACGAGAUGGAUAGACAUCAAUGAGGGAGAUGGUGCUCGUCUCAAGCUGAGAUCCCGAUUAGUCGCUCAAGAACUCAAAAGGCGCGCGGCCCGCAACAGCCAGAUGACCAGUCUACAGUCUACUUGGAGCGACUUUUUUGCCGCCAUGCCGCCGUUAAGUUCUCUUCGGGCGCUAUUCACCUUAGCGACAACACAGCGUAUACCCAACACUCGGGGGAAGCUGUCACCCGUAGGGUCUGGAGGCGAGGUCUGUCUCAUGUUUCUGGAUGUGAAGAAAGCUCAUUUUUGGAGCCCGGUGCGCCGAAGAUUGCUUGUUGAACUUCCACCAGAAGCUGGAGAGGGACGAGACAAGGUCGGGCUUUUGAAGCGUUCCUUGUAUGGGACCAGAGAUGCACCUUCCAAUUGGGAGAAAGCCAUCAAGGAUGCUCUGGAGGGCUUGGGCUUCAGGCAGGGCCGAAGCAAUCCAUGCCUGUACUUCCACGAGGAAAAAUCCUUGCAACUGAAUGUCCAUGGAGAUGAUUUCACAGUGGUUGGAAUACGAAGAGCUCAAAUGGCUGGCGUGAUUCAUCAAAUCUCUGUCUUGAAUCGCCUAGUGACGUGGACCCAUGAGGGCAUCGAAAUGGAAGCCGACCCUAGGCAUGUAGGCUUGGUUCUGGAACAGCUGGGUCUGGAAAAGGGAGUCUCUGUGACCACUCCACUGGUCAAGGUCAAAGAAGAGGACAUGGACAAGACUCCACUUGGAACUGCUGAAGCAGCUUUGUACCGUUCUAUCGCUAUGCGGAUUGGUUAUCUGUCAAUGGACAGACCCGACUUGCUAAGAACUGUCCGGGAAUUAGCGAAAGGACUGAAGGAGCCUCAACAACACCAUUGGGGUCUCCUGAAGAGAGCUGCCAGAUAUCUCCGAGGAGCUCCUAGGCUGGUGCAAUUGAUUCCGUAUCAAGAGCACUUCACGAGCAUCAAUGCCUGGUCUGACAGCGACCACGCUGGAUGUAUCAAGACUAGGAAAAGCACGACUGGAACUGUGAUCCAGCUCGGAGAAGUGACGGUGAAGACAGCAGCCAAGGGGCAAGCCGUGAUUGCCAUGUCCACAGGGGAAGCAGAGUACUAUGGGUUGAUCUCAACUGCAUCGACCGCUUUGGGAGAGCAAGCAAUGAUGGCAGAUUGGGGCAUUAAGCUGUCUGUCAACAUAGCUAUGGAUGCCAGUGCAGGCAUAUCCAUCGGCUCCGGCGAAGGCUGGGAAAGCUCAAGCACAUUGACACCUGCUACCUCUGGGUGCAAGAGAUAG
Molecule: messenger RNA, 2211 nt
Organism: Symbiodinium sp. CCMP2592
Lineage: Eukaryota; Dinophyceae; Suessiales; Symbiodiniaceae
Source: the annotation of a GenBank genome assembly